Molecule: messenger RNA, 1092 nt
Organism: Hydra vulgaris (swiftwater hydra)
Lineage: Eukaryota; Metazoa; Cnidaria; Hydrozoa; Anthoathecata; Hydridae
Product: tripartite motif containing 13
Biological process (GO): protein monoubiquitination
Molecular function (GO): ubiquitin protein ligase activity
Source: RefSeq, a predicted model, not a curated record
AAUUUCAUCCAAAUUUUGAAUCUUGUUUAAAAAGAACAACAAAAUAACUUAAAAGUCAUUACAGUAUUUGAAAAAAAAACUAUCAAUCGAUAAAAUCAAUCAAGUUUAUUGAUAUUGGUAUUGAAAUUGAUAACGAUAUUCAGUUUAUUCAUUCAACAUUUAAAAAGCGUAAACUUACAUUUAAGGAUUUUGUAAAUUAUGGUUUUGAAAGGUACCAUGGAAGAUAUUUUGGAGAAGAUAUGUCAAUGUGCUAUAUGCCUUGAAAUAUUUAAAAAUCCAAAAACGCUCGUAUGUCAACAUACAUUUUGUGAACUAUGCUUGGAAUUAGCUUGUAUUAGAAACAAAGACGGAAAAUGGGAUUUAACAUGUCCUACUUGUCGUUCAAAGCAACCUUUUAUUAAUCAAAAAAAUGACAUUUCCCUGAUAGGAGCUUCACAAAUAGUGAAAGAGAUUACAGAACUUCUAAGAAACAAAACUACCGGAAAAAAAAAGAUUUUAGACGAAACCUCAAAAGAAAAUUUAAUCAACAAGAGUACAAAACCUCAUAUAUUCGCAUCACCAAAGUCAAUAAAAGAAUCUGUGACGUCGCACUGCUCCACGAUCCUAAAUGAUUCAUUUUUGCAAUUAGAAAAAAUUUCUUGUGAUAAAACCUAUCAGUCUGAAUUAGUAAAUGCGCUUGAAAAAUCAAAGGACAAACUUGCUGUAUAUGCUGAGAAAUGCAAGAAACAAGAAAUUGAUCUUCGCAGAUUGAGAAACUUAAAUAUGAUGCUUCUUAUAGAUAACACUCUUCUUAAAAUGAAGUCAUUUGAAAUGCCCAUGAACUUAGAGACCAGAAAAAGAGAAAAUCGUAAACACAUGUUUAUUAAUACAAUUUAAUAGAAAUUGAUAUUUUAAUAGUCGAUAUAAAAAUGUUAUCUAUAUCAUAAUAUAUGUUAACAAAAUAAUGCAAAUAAACAUAACAUUCGAAUAGUGUAACCAAAAUAAACCAAAAACUGUAUUUUUUUGAUUAAAAAAAUUAUGCUUUCAUAACUUCUACUUUGUAACUUACAAUAAUUGGUGGGUGAGAUUAAAAGUAUAAGUAAUUGUGUACAU